Lasiodiplodia theobromae is the source of this 1458-nucleotide messenger RNA. RefSeq names its product Helicase. The transcript is spliced from 4 exons. The coding region runs from base 1 to 1458 and encodes 485 amino acids. The record is from RefSeq and is a predicted model, not a curated record. NCBI's taxonomy places the organism in Eukaryota, Fungi, Ascomycota, Dothideomycetes, Botryosphaeriales, Botryosphaeriaceae. Gene Ontology annotation, molecular function: four-way junction helicase activity; ATP binding; 3'-5' DNA helicase activity. Gene Ontology annotation, biological process: double-strand break repair via homologous recombination. Gene Ontology annotation, cellular component: chromosome; cytoplasm.
AUGCCAGCCGAAAGGAGGAACUCUCGAUCUAUGAUCGACAUCGACUUCACGCUCAAGAGAAUCUUUGGCAAGAAAACCUUCAGACCCCUACAGCGCGAAGUAAUCAACAUUGCGUUGGACAGACAUGAUGUUUUCCUGCAAGCGGCAACGUCAUUCGGCAAAAGUCUUUGCUACCAGCUUCCUGCAGUGAUAGACCACGGUCUCACCAUCGUCAUUUCCCCUCUUCUGGCAUUAAUGAACAAUCAAGUGGCGGCGCUCAGAGCUGCUGAGAUCAAAGUCGCAACAAUAAACAGCACAACCCCAUAUUCUGAAAAGACUGCCAUAAUGGAAGACCUACAAUGCGGCCACCCGCGUACCCGUCUCCUCUACAUCACCCCGGAAUACUGUCAACUGGACUCCUUCCGCCGCAUUCUGCGCAUCAUCCAUUCUCACCGCGAGCUCGCCCGCAUCGCCGUCGAUGAGGCACACUGCAUCAGCGAAUGGGGCCACGACUUCCGCCCCUCCUUCAAGAACCUUUCCUUCUUCAAGCACGAAUUUCCAGAUGUCCCGAUCAUCUGCCUGACUGCCACCGCCACCGCUCAAGUCCGCAACGAUAUCAUUAAAACCCUAGCACUGGAUCCUGCAAAGCUCAAGCUCUUCACCAUGACUACCAGCAGGCCCAACCUCCAUUACGAGGUAAGAUUCAAAAGCGACGAGGAAGACCAUUAUGACAACUUCGUCACCUGGCUCCGCGCCGUGCAAGCCCGACGAACCGCUGACCCGGUCCGUGUCGCUGCCCUCAAAGCCGCAGGAAAACGCCCCGAAGCCGUCUCCGGCAUAAUAUACACACUGUUUCGUCGAGAUUGCGAGUCCCUGGCACAGAGGCUGCGAGAGAGCGGCAUCGGUGCGAGACCAUAUCAUGCAGGCCUGUCGAACGCAGAGAAGGAUGCAGCGCUGGCUGGAUGGGUGGCCAAUACCCCAGGUUUCGAGAUUGUCGUGGCAACAACGGCGUUCGGCAUGGGAAUUGACAAAGAAGACGUUCGCUUUGUGGUGCACUGGCAGCUGCCCAAGAGCUUCGAGGGCUUCUACCAAGAGGCGGGGCGCGCGGGCCGCGACGGCAAGGCCGCAGCGUGCAUAUUGUACUAUGCACGCGAAGAUCGGGAUCGCGCUGUAGUGAUGAUGGCGAGGGACAUGCCAAAGGAUGCUGCUACCAAUAGAGCGGCGCUGGAGAAACACAGGAGCCGGGCCGAGAGCCUAAAGAAGCUGGUGGAUUACUGCGAGGACACGAAGAGGUGCAGGCACAAGUCGAUCGCUGCGUACUUCGGCGAGAGCGGCGAGGCGAUCCCGUGCGAGUGGGCGUGCGAUUGGUGUAAGGAUCCCGAGGCGCUAAUAAAGAGGAAGGAUAGGGGCUUGGCGAGCGAGGAAUGGUGCUCGACGCAGAUGCAGAGCGGGGCGUACGGAGAUGAGGGGUAUGACUAG